CGCGGGGCGGGCGGGGAGCGGGGCCACGGGGAUGGGAGCCUGAGAGGGGGCGAGCUCGCGGCCGGAGGAGCGCGGCGGGCGGCGGCAGCGGUGGUGCCGGUGUCCCGCAGGGGCAGGUCCCGGCGGGGCCGAGCCCGCCAUGGAGCCGGUGACCAGGUGGAGCCCGAAGCAAGUGGUGGACUGGACCAAGGGCCUGGAUGAUUGCCUGCAGCAGUAUGUCCAUAAGUUCGAACGGGAGAAGAUAAAUGGUGAACAGCUGUUACAGAUCUCUCACCAGGAUCUUGAAGAUUUGGGUAUCACACGGAUCGGACACCAAGAACUGGUUUUAGAAGCUGUGGAUCUCCUGUGUGCACUGAACUAUGGCCUUGAAACAGACAAUAUGAAGAACUUGGUUCUCAAGCUGCGAGCAUCAUCCAACAAUCUGCAAAACUACAUCUGCAGCCGUAGGAAAAGUUCAACUUAUGAUGGGAAUACCUCGCGAAAACCCCCCAAUGAAUUCCUUACUUCUGUGGUAGAGCUUAUUGGUGCUGCUAAAGCCUUGCUUGCGUGGUUGGACAGGACCCCAUUUACUGGUAUUGCUGACUUCUCAUCAAUGAAGAACAGAAUCAUUCAGUUAUGCUUGGAUCUCACUACUACUGUUCAGAAGGACUGUACUGUCGCUGACAUGGAAGAUAAAGUUCAGACUGUAUCCAAGACUUUAAAUGGAAUUUGCGAUAAAGCCAUCCGAUCAACUACGGAUCCAUUGAUGAGCCAGUGUGCGUGUCUGGAGGAGGUUCAUUUAACCAACAUUAAACCUGGGGAAGGUCUGGGAAUGUACAUCAAAUCAACUUAUGAUGGAUUACAUGUAAUUACUGGCACUACAGAAAAUUCCCCUGCUGAUCGAUCUCAGAAGAUUCAUGCUGGUGAUGAAGUGAUCCAGGUUAAUCGUCAAACUGUGGUUGGAUGGCAACUAAAAAAUCUGGUGGCAAAGUUGCGAGAGAACCCUGCUGGAGUUAGGCUGCUUCUCAAGAAACGUCCAACUGGCUCUUUCCAUUUCACCCCCGCUCCACUGAAGAACCUGCGUUGGAAGCCACCUUUAGUGCAGACCAGUCCCCCGUUAACUUCAACCCAGUCACCAGAAAGCACCACGGAUACCUCACUGAAAAAAGAGAAGCCAGCCAUUUUGGAUUUGUACAUACCACCUCCACCAGCUGUUCCGUAUUCUCCUCGAGAUGAAAAGGGGAGUUUUGUCUAUGGAGGAGGCAACAAACUCAGUCAGCCACUACUUGGGUCCAAGGGUGCUGAGUCUCCCAAUUCUUUUCUGGAUCAGGAAAGUCGAAGGCGAAGAUUUACUAUUGCUGAUUCUGAUCAGUUGCCUGGGUAUUCCAUGGAAGCAAAUAUACUGCCAGCCAAGAUGAGGGAAAAAACACAGUCCUACGGAAAACCUCGUCCCUUGUCAAUGCCUGCUGAUGGGAGCUGGAUAGGAGCUGCAGAACCUUUCUCAAGGCCACGAGCACCAGGGAGAAAAGGUGAAGAUGUCCUCUGCAGGUACUUCAGUAAUGAAAGGAUACCCCCGAUCAUUGAAGAAAGUCCCUCCACACAACACCCCUUUUCAAGGCCAAUGUCUGAGAAACAGUUAGUGAGGGGAACGGAUUAUAUUCGAGGCAGCAGGUGUUUUAUGAAUACAGACCUCCACAACAGUGCAACAAUUCCUUUUCAAGAGGAAGGCGCUAAAAAAUCUUCUGUUACAUCAUCCACAAAAUCUUCCUCUGCAGAGCCCUCGCUGCUGGUCAGUUGGAUCACGAGACUUAAAUUGUUGACUCAUUGACUGUUGUUCACGGGAUGGUUACCAAGUGCCUUUGUUCAUCGGUCAGACUUCUCUGCUUUUCAGCUUAACUGACACAUAGUGACUAAUGCAGUGUUCUUUUCCUGGAGAGUCUUAUAUUCUUGCCUUUUUGUUUGUGAUUUUUUAUGUGUCAGAGGGUUUUGUAGUGCAAGGAGGGAAGAAAGAUAAAGAUCAAGUUCCUCUUAAUGGCCGAAAGUUGGGAGCAUUUAUUCCCAUCAAAAUGAGUAAACUUUAAGUGAUAUAGAAACCACACGUGACCUGAAAUCUGCAUAACUACUCAGAAGAAAUCUUUGCAUUACAGUAAAUUCCAGUGGCACUUCAUUUGUCCAAAUGCUCAGAGGCUGUUGUGACUGGCUGGGCGUCAGGAUACAUAGGGAUCAGCAAAAAUUUUGUUACCCUCCUGAUCAGGAAAGGCAAGCAGGGAAACAGCAGUUUGAUGCAACUGUUAGUGGUGCUGUUGCAAGUACUGCAUGAGGUCAACCUUGUGAGGGUGAAGUAGCAUUUCCAUUCUUUCUCUGAUAUCCAGAGAUCUUAGGAAGAGAGAUCUUUUAUCCAGAGAUUUUAGGAAGUUGGACUAAUUUAAUUAUAAAUCAAUUCAACCUGGUUCAUCAUCUAUUUUAUUGAAAUCACAGCACAAAUAAAGUGCAUUGAACAGCUGCAGUGCUUAUCUGUAAAGAAGUAUGGAUUGCUACAACAUGUCAAGGAAAUGCAUCUGUAGAGGUGAUAAAAGAAUACAUAUUUUUUCCUUAAUUGUUUAGGAUUGAUUUGCUGUUAACCAAAGUAAUCUUUUAAAGACAGUCCUGUAGGACUUAUGAGAACUUUACAGUGGUUCAGUUUUUGAAUGAUGUGUUGUUUUUAUGAAAAAUAUGUGCUAUGAUACAUUACAAUUGUAAGACAUCUUGCUAUUUUAUAUAUAGCUCGAUUUUUUUUUUUUUUUUUUUCCCCCUCCAGAAUUUUAGAAUAGCGUUGGGUAUUUUGGGAGGAAAAUAAAACUUGUUUAACAAAAGAAGAAGAUAUUAAAGAGGUAUUGUUUAAAACUGAAUGUACAUAAGAUUGUUAGUAUGCAAACAGUUGUGUUUAAAGUAAUUUAAAUGUUAAAUAUAGUUGUACAUAUUUUUCACUCUUAAACUGAUGGAGUUUGUACCUUCAUGUCUGUGGUACUGGGCACAAAUUAGUCAAAUGAAAACAAAGUCUUUUAUAUUCCCCACUAAUUUUAAGACUAUUUUCAUGAAUGUCGCGUUGCCAACAGCCUUUACUCCUUUGGUCUUUCUGAAGAAAAGGAAAAACAAACUUGUAUUUAAUAGUUUGUGGGGAAAGGGGGAGGUGAAAUAGUAGUUUGCACUUUGAACUGGGGCAGGAAUUGUAUGUGAUAACAUGAGUGUUAAAAACAUACCAUAAUUCUUGCUGUGAAGAUGUAACCUUUCUGCUGCAACAGGUUCUUGAAGUGUGCUACAGCCCUUGUAGAGACAUGGUGUUAAAUUCAGUUCUCAGUUAAUUAAAUUUGCUUGUUAUUCGUUGGUGAUU
This is a messenger RNA of Cygnus olor (mute swan), 3349 nucleotides long. RefSeq names its product CNKSR family member 3 (gene CNKSR3). The coding region runs from base 140 to 1807 and encodes 555 amino acids. Gene Ontology annotation, biological process: regulation of signal transduction. Gene Ontology annotation, cellular component: membrane; cytoplasm. NCBI's taxonomy places the organism in Eukaryota, Metazoa, Chordata, Aves, Anseriformes, Anatidae. The record is from RefSeq and is a predicted model, not a curated record. Gene Ontology annotation, molecular function: protein binding. The transcript has 13 exons.